CUCUCGCGUCUGAGUGUGUGGCGUUGAAACGGCAGCCAGUCACAAUGUCGGCGCGUCGUACUAGUCGGCGCCGGGUGCAGGAGACCCUGGGACCAGAGUUGAUUGGCUUGUCGGCUGGUCAUCGUGCACCCCGCGAUGCCAAGCGCAAGAGUGAUGGCUCGUACGACAUGGAUGACUUUUUCAGCGACCGCUCAGAACCCGUGGACGACUUGGAGGAUAGCCAAGACCUCCCCUCCCCCGUGUCCACUGCUCCCCCCUCGACCCGAGCCACGCUGGGAAAGAAGGGUCCAAUCUCUCGAGUCACCUCGACGCCGGCCGUCUCCUCUCCCCUUUCUCGCCAAGGCAAUAAGACACCUCAGUCUUUGCACAAGCCCAGCCCUGCCAUGUCCAGUAUCAAGCGCAGCUCGAAGCGUACCAGCCUAGCCCCUGGCACCCCCAUGACACCCGAAGUGCCCCCGCCAGAUUUUGAUGACGCACCGACUCCGGGGGCUCAGACGCCAGUGCAAGCAAUCGACUUUGAUGGCGGCGACGCCACCCCAACCAAUGCGAGCCAUCAAAGUGCCGCAGCUGAAGCUUCCCCGGCCCCCGCCGAGAGCUCGCAAACAGAUAACGCGGAGGAAGAAGGCGCAACCGCGCCAUCUGCAGCCAAAGCUUCUGCCAAACGGGCGCCACGGGCACGGGGCAUGGACAUCAACGUCAUGAACAUCCUUGAGCCACACGCUGAGGGUCGACCCCAGCGCAAACGCAUUCCACCCACCCGCUUUUGGAAGGGUGAAAAACCCAUCUACGUGCCUCGUACGCUCGACCAACUUGGGCCACCUCCCCUUCCGUGCCGUUUUAUGGCCAGCAUGACACUGUGCUGGCUGACGCGCCCGAACCCGCUCACUAACAUUGCCAUCGCGACAUCGUUUUUGCUAUCUACCGACGCAGAUGAGGUGGAUGGCCAUCGUACUGGAACCAUGACUAUUGCAGAUGUUCUGACCAAGCCGACGCCCGCCGUCGAACACAAACGAAUGCGCAGGACAAAGCGAAAACUGACCAAGGCCGAGAAAAUGGCUGCUGGGUCCCGCACCCCCGUCGUUACGCCCAAGCGCCCUCGGGGCGAACUCAAUCCCAUGGAUGUGCGCGUGCUCGAAUCACCUGAGAUCCCGGUGAUCGAUUACACGUCCGACAAGCCAGAUGAGACGGUACCAUUGAAGGUGGCCAUGACCUAUGCCAUGCAACAAUGGGCCUCCACCCCCAAGAACCCAGGUCUCAAGUACAGCAAAAACUUUCAAGACCGUACCUGUGGCUGGUCGAGCGGCAUGCUCGAACUUGACUUUGGUGCCUCCAAGGGAGAAGUGAGCAGCACCAACAACUUUAUGCUAUUCUCCGUCCUUUCCGGCGUGGUCCAAGCCACCGUCAACGAGAGCAAAAUCACCUUGGGCCCAGGAGGCACUUUUUUCGUUCCGCCCAACAACAAAUACGGCCUCAUCAACCAAAGCGAUGAUUGCAAGGUCAUCCUCUCUUUUGCCAGUGUCCAGCUGAAGCGCUAAAACGCGUUAGCUCGUGUGCCAUGACCCCUGGCCUGCAUGUCCAAUGUUGUGUCUGUCUUGACCCGCCCUGUUUUCACCCCUUUUUGGCGGCCAUGUCGAGGUUUUUGCUCUCCCACCCCGCAUGUUCCAGUCUCUCGGCUCUCUUCAUCACCACGGCAUCUGCCGUUACUCAGCAACCCAGUUGUCGUGUGCCGCCUUGACUUCCGCUUGAGCAAAAGCAAUGCGUUUUAUACAGAAAGAAUUGAUAACCAUUGAG
This is a messenger RNA of Monosiga brevicollis MX1, 1791 nucleotides long. RefSeq lists its product as uncharacterized. The coding region runs from base 45 to 1535 and encodes 496 amino acids. Gene Ontology annotation, cellular component: kinetochore. The record is from RefSeq and is a predicted model, not a curated record. NCBI's taxonomy places the organism in Eukaryota, Choanoflagellata, Craspedida, Salpingoecidae. Gene Ontology annotation, molecular function: centromeric DNA binding. The transcript is spliced from 8 exons. Gene Ontology annotation, biological process: spindle attachment to meiosis I kinetochore; kinetochore assembly; attachment of mitotic spindle microtubules to kinetochore.